UGCCAGCCAUGGAAGAUGCAUUUUGCAAUGAUUCCCGGAAGAAGGCUGCAGUAUCACUUGCAAAGCUACUGGUUGGAAUUAGUAGAAAUAGACCUCCUACAGUUUCAUCAGGGAAUUCCAGCCAUGAAGAUUCUGGAGUGAUGCACAAGAAGUGCAAUUCACCAGGAAAGUCUUCUUCAUCCAUCAGUGUAUGGUGCAAACUGUCCAAGAAGAAGCAUAAGAACUGGGAAGGGGAUGCAUUUGUCAUUGUUAGUGGGUCAACUGUCAUCCUCAAGGACGAAGAAGGAAAGGAGAUAGGCCGCAGUCUUGGCUAUCAGCUGAGCAAGUUGCAAUCCCUUAUGGAAGGGGAUCAUCUAGUUGUUGGUGCCAAGGAAAUUGAGAUCCUGGAGAGGUUAGACAAGGAGCCAAAUUAUAACAGCAGUGAAGUAGAUACUGUGGACAGGAAAACAGUUGAACUUGAGGUGAACAGGCCAUUUAGGCCUCCUGUGCGAGGUGGGACACAUCAGAGAGGUAUUCGACGUCCCCCAAAACGAUCUGCUCCCAUUGAUGAAAACUCCUUUGUUCUACCACGUCCCAAUGAGUCCCAUCAACUAGAGCACAAUCAAUGUGGGGAUGUGGUUACGGAUGUUGUCAUGGAUUCAUUCCUUACCCACAAACUUCGCCCUCAUCAGAGGGAAGGGGUGACUUUCCUCUAUGAAUGCAUUCUGGGAAUGCAGGGCCCUGGUUUUGGUGCCAUCCUGGCUGAUGAAAUGGGACUUGGCAAGACCCUCCAAUGCAUUGCUCUCAUUUGGACAUUACUGAAGCAAGGUCCAUAUAGUGGGAGGCCACUGCUGAAGAAGGUCCUCAUUGUCACCCCAAGCAGCCUGGUCAAAAAUUGGGUCCAAGAAUUCCACAAGUGGCUUGGCUCCUUUCGUCUGUCAAUCUUUACCCCUGAUCAGAAAGAGAAGCCAAAGGACUUUGUCCAUUGGCCACAGUGCCCAGUGAUGAUUCUGUCCUAUGAGAUGCUCUGUAGGGCCAUCCAGGAUGUUACAGCAUUCAAGUUUGACCUCAUUGUCUGUGAUGAAGGUCAUCGCCUCAAAAACAGCAGCAUCAAGACCACUCAUUUGCUAUCCAGUCUAGAAUGUAAAAGGAGGAUAGUGUUGACAGGCACUCCCAUUCAAAAUGAUCUCCAGGAACUCUAUUCCAUUGUGGAGUUCGUCAAUCCUGGUAUCCUUGGAAGUACGCGCAACUUAGAGGAUUCUCAAAGUGCUGAUGAAACUAUCAGUUUCGUCAUGCCAUUGUCCAAUGAAGAUCGUCGGUCGGCUGUGAUCAGUUUGCACGAAGCUGGGAAGUCUCCCACCGAGAUUUUCCGACUGCUCCAGAACAAUGGCUACAACCGGAACUUCAUCAAACGUACAAUUCAGCGGUUCCUUGAGACAAACUCUACAGAAGAUCGUCAUCGAUCAGGUCGACCGAAGCUUGAAGAUACAAUCAAUGCAGCUCUUCCUCCUCCCCCAAGUUCAUUAGAAUAUAAAAGUACUUGGUUACCUGGCACAGACUUCCAUCAGGCGAUUGAGGUUCCCAUUGAGCGUGGACGAGAACCUUAUGCAACAGAGGAGGAAAAGGAAAGCAGUGAGGAGGCAUCAAACAUCCUCAAUGGCAUUGUGAGUCGAUUCACACUCCGCCGAGGUUCUGGCCUCAUUCAAUCCCAUCUCCCUCCCAAGACAGAAAUCAUAGUCUUCUGUCGACCUUCCUCCCUCCAGGUCAAUUUUCCACUCAUUUUUUAUCUGUUGUUUUCAAGGCCAGCAUCCAUGUUUUUUUUAUUGCAUAUCCUGCUUUCUCAGUUGAAGUUAUAUAUGGAGUUGAUCUCAAGAGAGAACAUUGGAGCUGCAGAGACACUCAGCACAAUUCAGGCACUCCAGCUGCUCUGCAAUCACCCCUCUCUUCUCUAUCAACAGGAGAAGGCAUUUGGACUGAGGCCCCCAAAGGGUUUGGCAUUGACAUCAGUGCAUGGAAGCGGGAAGAUGAGUGUGUUGUCAAAGCUCCUGGCAUCCCUAGCAGGAGAAGGAAAAGGGGAGCGGGUGGUCCUUGUUUCCAAUUCCAUUCCCACUCUGGAUCUCCUUCAGGCUCACUGCUCUGCCUCUGGGUAUUCCUUCGUCCGCCUUGAUGGGACCACUCCACCCCCCCAGCGCCUUGACAUUGUUCGCCGUUUCAACUCACCUCUCUCCAACACAUUUGUGUUCCUGUUGAGCUGCAAAGCAGGUGGAGUGGGUCUGAACCUAACUGGUUCUUCCCGGCUCAUCAUGUUUGAUGUUGACUGGAAUCCAGCCAAUGAUGCCCAGGCCAUGGCUCGAAUCUGGAGGGAUGGCCAAUCAAAGCCAGUCUUCAUAUACAGGCUAGUUGCAUCCUUGCUUCUGACAACAGGGACAAUUGAGGAGAAGAUCUUCCAGCGUCAGACCCACAAAUUUGGCCUCAAUGGGCUCCUUGACUGCCAGACUCCCUCAGCAUGUCAUUUCACUGCUGAAGAGCUUAAGGACCUGUUUGCGCUAGAAGAAGAAAGUGAUUGCCUCACGCACAAUGGUCUGCAAUGUAUGUGUCUGUGUGAUGGAUCUCAGCAAGAAGAGACCUAUGAGUCCAAGACGGAAGAAGUGGGUCAUCCUCCGAGAGAGCAGGGGCAAGGUCAAGGAGGUCAUCUUCCCAUUCCCAGGGACCUCUUGCAAUGGAGGCAUUUCGACCAGAAUCAUCUCGACCUUCUCCCUGGACCCCAUCUCCUGUCUCCUGCUUUUCCUGGCAUCUCUUUUGCCUUUCUAGCUCAGUCUCACAUUGUGUGAUCUUCUAUCCCAGCUCAUUCUGUGAUCAAAGCAGAAUCCCUGCCAAGUUUUUCUUCUUGUGAUGACCCAUAGCACCAAGCUUUUCCCACACAUUUGCAGUGCCAUCAUGGUCCGUGAGUGACGUUAUGGACAAAUUUAUGGACCAUGUUGAUGCAGCCACGUCCUAGAGUGACCAGUGAGCAGAACUGUAUCCAAAUCCAAAUUUUUUCAAGUAGUUUCCAAUAAAAUGACCUUUAUUCUUACUAUAAGAGUCGGC
This is a messenger RNA of Darwinula stevensoni, 3066 nucleotides long. Lineage: Eukaryota; Metazoa; Arthropoda; Ostracoda; Podocopida; Darwinulidae. The record is from the annotation of a GenBank genome assembly.